UGUCAUACGGCAGAGAGCAAGGGAGGGAGGCAUGAUCAAAGGAAAGAGGGAGGGAUGAAGACGCAGGAGAGGAUAUCCAAGACAACAACGGGACAAAGAUGGCGACUGCUUCUGAUAUGGGACGUCCACUGGCGUCCAGACCUUCGUAUCGCCAGGAGGAACCCUGGACGUACAGCAAGUGCAUUCACUCUCCUUAUUCUAACAGGAUGACCACCUGCCUGAUACACGGGAACCAUCACCAAACCAACCUCAGCCACCACUGCCGCCAGGCUAGCACGGUUCAGAGUACAAUGGAAAAACCGCCCAUUCAGGAGUGGACAGAGAUGUGGACAGGUGUCUGGACCUCACCUGAACCACCUGACCCUGCCUUCUCCACACGAGACAGCUAGCCUGAACAGCUUACAGGAGGCAUGCGGUGCCUGCUCGGUGCUCCUGACUGACUGACAGCCCGGCGGAGGCGAGUGACAAGCAGGAUGCUCAGGUGGUGUCUGUGGCGGCGGCGGCGGCGGUGUGCUCUCUCUGUCCUGUCAGUCACUCUGCCGGCGGAGGUGGGCUCCGUUAACUGAACACCUGUCCUGAGGGUGAAUUGUUUCCCAGCAAAAUCAUUGCUAGAGGGCAAGAUCUGACCUCUGCCUUGUGCAAUCAGAGACAUGAGUGUUGUCAGAGAAUUACAUGGGAUUGGGUACAGGGGUGGAGGCGGUGGGGUUGUGGCCUCCCUGAGCGGCCCUACCCACUUUACCGAGGAUGCUCCGCGACCCCCGGUUCCUGGCGAGGAGGGAUCUGAUGUGGACCCCCCAGUCCAGUCAGCCAGCACCCGUCCAAACACCCUUUCCCAGACCCUCGGUUACCUCCCGUUGUCCUCGUCGUCUAAAAUGGGGGAUCCGUCAAGCUACACGCCCUCGUCGUCGUCUGCGACCCCGCGUCGCCCCGAUCUGGACUUGGGGUAUGAACCUGAGGGCUCUGCUUCACCGACUCCACCUUACCUGAAGUGGGCAGAGUCACUUCACUCUCUCCUAGACGACCAGGAAGGCAUCCAGCUGUUUCGAAAUUUCCUGUGCCAGGAAGGGUGUGCGGACCUUCUCGAUUUCUGGUUCGCUUGCUCGGGGUUCAGGAAGACGAGCCAGGAGAAGAGGGCAAAGCUGGCCAAGGCCAUCUACAGGAAGUACAUAGUAGACGGAAGUGGGAUUGUCUCCAGGCAGAUCAAAGCAGCCACCAAGAGCUUCAUCAGAGACUGCGUGGGAAGGCCACAUCCUGACCCUGCCAUGUUUGAACAGGCCCAGACAGAGAUCCAGGGCAUGAUGGAGGAGAACACAUACCCUUUGUUUCUAAAGUCAGACCUGUACCUGGAGUACACACGGACUGGAGGAGAGAGCCCCAAGCCUAACCCCAGUGACCAGAGCCCUUCAUCGGGUCCAGCCAAGCCUGUGCCUGGGUACUUACCCACACUCGCUGAGGAUGAGGAGUGGAGGUGUGGUGGAGGAGGAGGAGGAAUGAGGGAGGUUGAGGAAGAGAAAGAUGAGGAGGAGUGUGGAGACACACCAGCUGGUCGGCUGACUCACAGCCUGCUGAUGCAGACGGCACCGCAGAGAGCCACGACCAACAGGAGGCGGCAGGACAGCAGGGAGUACAGGCCAUGGCGGGAGCCGGUAAACCCGUACUACGCCAACAUGGGCUACGCUCGCGCUCCAGCAACCAGUGCCAACGACAGCGAGCAGCAGAGCAUGUCGAGCGACGCAGACACACUGUCACUGACCGACAGCAGUGUAGAUGGUAUUCCUCCAUACAGAUAUCGGAAGCAGCAUCGUAAAGAGAUGCAUGAAAGUGCCAAAGCCAAUGGACGUGUGCCCCUACCUCAUAUACCUCGCACGUACCGCAUGCCAAAGGACAUCCACGUAGAGCCUGAGAGGUUUGCAGCGGAGCUCAUCAGCAGGCUGGAGACGGUUCUCAGAGAGAGAGAAGCUCAGGAAAGACUCGAAGAGAGGCUGAAGAGAGUACGACUGGAAGAAGAGGGCGAUGAUGCUGACAUCUCCGUGACAACCUCAAUGUCUUCUCAUAGCAUACCACUCCCCCUCCCCUCAUCGUUUCCACCUCUCUACGGCGCCCGCUAUUCAGAGACCACUGCUAACACGGCAACAGUCGCCACGUAUGGCGGCCUGGUUGCCAUGGAGGAUUCCCACGACGACGACCCGGAAUCUAUUUUGGAUGAGCAUGUACAGCGUGUGAUGAAAACGCCGGGCUGUCAGUCGCCAGGGGCAACCAACAGCACCUUAGGAGGCGGGGGUCGACACACUCCUCCCAAAACAUCGCGUUCACCCGACGGAGGGACCGGCCCGCCUCACUACCCACCACACCGAGGGGCCGGUCACAGUCUGCCUGCUGCUGGGGUCAAAGGUAUGCAUCACCACAAGCAGCUGUAUCACCACAGAGGAAGAGAAGGGCAGGAGGAGGCGGGCUCUAGGUCUCAGGCCAACUUCAUGUGGAACGGAGAUCCAGCCAACCAGUACCCAGGGAGAAGUCGUAACUACGCCGACGGGGCUGGAGCCAGCACAAUUGAGGGCAUGGGUUACAGUAGCAAAGGCAGCACGCUAUCACGGCGAGGUUGUAAGAAGGCAUCGGAGACGUCAGGCAAAGGUGAUGAGAGUGGGCGUGGCGUGGAGGCCCAGGUACCAUUAGAGGAUCUGGAGAGAAACCAGAAGAUCCUGCAGUGGAUGAUGGACGGAGACAGACAAAGGAAGAGCACCCACAGCAGCAGCACCAGUAGCUCAAGGAGGAUGGGAGCCAGCAGCGAGUCACCACGUCCAACAUCAGUGGAGCGACCCGGAGCUGUCCACCCCUGGGUCUCUGCCCAGCUGCGUAACAACCCCUCCUCCGUAUCCACCGCCAUCCCCGGCUCAUCGUCCACCCAGGUCCAACCCUCGCACCCUUUCAUCCAGGACCCGGCUAUGCCUCCCAACCCGGCUCCCAACCCCCUCACCCAGCUGGAGGAGGCUAGGAGGAGGCUGGAGGAGGAGAGGAGGAGGAAUGCACUACAGCAGGCCAAGCAGAGGCAUAAAUCUGGUAAGCGCCAAGUGUGUGAGAACAUGACAGUCGCUUACUACUUUUGUGGAGAGCCGAUCCCGUACCGAACAUCAGUCAAAGGCCGUGUGGUGACUUUGGGCCAGUUCAAGGAGCUGCUUACCAAAAAGGGCCAUUACAGGUUCUACUUUAAGAAAGUGAGCGACGAGUUCGAUUGCGGCGUCGUGUUCGAGGAGGUUCGUGACGAUGACGCCAUCUUACCCAUCUUUGAGGAGAAGAUCAUCGGGAAGGUGGAGAAGGUUGACUGAAAUUCUGGGAUCAGGAAGAUGACACAAAAUUGCAAAAAAAAAAAAAAAAAAAAAAGUUCUUUUGGAGGAGAGAAAAAAGAUGAGAUAGGAAGAAGACAUUUCGCGGGGGGGGGCGGGUUGGAUAGAAAUUCAGCUGUGAGAAAACGAACGAACGAAAAGAAAGUAGAAAGGAUGGAUGGAGCAAAGUGUUACAGAAAGGGAGAUUGUGUUACAUGGUAGAAGCUCGAGUAUUAAGAAGGUGGUUAGUUUUAUGGAAUAUCUGGAUAUCUGCGUCAUGCCUGGAUCAAACCCACAUACAGCGAAAAAGCUUGGCCAGAUGAAACCGGAGCGGAGGAAAGGAACAUAAAUUAUUUCACCUGUCUUGUCUCCACUGUGGAUAUUCGGGGAACACUGUUUUAAAAUCUGAUGUCUGACCAGUCUUCCACUGCAAUGGACGGAGAAGGGUGAGAGGGACUGCUGGAAGGAGAGAGGAUAAAGUAGUCUUCCACUUCUGCUCUGGAGGAGUCUGUCCUCCGCAGACCAUUACGAUGCUGCUACAUUACCACGGAAACUCUUCAAUCGGUGCUCGGGACAGUAAAGAAAGCGGUUUUGUUCCAUUCGGGAGUCUCGCUGCCUUUUUGCUGUCUCUGUUCCUCAUCAGCUGGUGACAAGGGGAGAGGACAGAGGAUAUUUUUUUUUUUUGGGAGGAGGGAGUGGAACUUUAGCCUGCUUCUCCUCUCGUUGACUUCAUAGCCUCAAAACAGAAACUUUCUCACCCUUGAUUCCUAGAUGUCAUGUAGUGAUCUCUCACGUCAAUAUGUUCAGACAACAGUUCUCCACACAACUUGUUUACCAAAGCUACAUAUUUUUGAUAAGACAAGUAUCCUAGCUACUUGUUUCAUUUUAUUUGAAUUGUGUAUGUACAAGGCAGGUACUAUUACUUAUUAAUGCAGCCUAAUUUCGUUAUAUCUCAACUUAAUGUUGUAUUAUUGUGUAUGUUUUGAAGCUAGUUCAUUAGUCAUUUCAGGGCAGGCAUUUUGUUUUUUUGUUUUGUUUUUUUCCUCUAUAAUACAUCCCUGCACCUCAAUCCUGUACUGUUUACCUUCUGAGUGUGCGGUUCUGUUCUCCUGCGCGAUGGAUUUUAAUUUUAGGAUUUUUUUUUAUUUUUUUUUUAACCCACCACCCUCAAAAAAUGAUCAUGAAUCACAAGAGCGCACACUACAGGUGUGUUAUCUUUUCGACCACAAUAUCUGUUGUUUUUAACAGGUCACACUGCCACCUCAUGUACAUUAUAUUUUUCUGCUACACUGAGAAGCCUGCAAACUCAGUUUCUAGGUGCCUGCCUGCCUGGCCAGUGCCAUUACUAUCUAGAAAGCUUAUUCUGAAGCGUGUAGGUGAGUGUGAAAGCCUGUGUCAUGUAUGCCUGAACUCAGCCAAAGAGCAUAUCGUGCGUCCCAUAUGCCUCCACGUGUGUGUCUGUGCAGUCCAAGUCCGCGGGUAUCAAACGUUACUUUUUCAUCAUGAGCUGAAGAGGGGGGAAUCUUUUUUUCCUCUCACAAGAUUCCUACACUUCAACAUUGUAGCUUAACACUGAGUUUAAAAGAAUAGUUUGACAUUUUGGGGGGGAUGCGCUUAUUUGCCUUUUUUGCUGAGAGAAAAAUGGCAGAUGUAAAGCUACAGCCAGCAGGUUUAAUAUAAAGACUGGCACAAAAAUAAAUUAAACAAAUUAGGGAUGUUUGGCGUUUCUGCAUCAAAAUUACCAGUUUUUUUCUCUCUUCAGUUUGUCCUUAAAUUUAGUUUAAAGGUCAAGAGUGUCAGAUUUAGUGGUCUCUGGCAGAAUUUAAAUAGAAUAUUCGUAAUUGUGUUUUCAUUUGUGUAUAAUCACCUGAAAAUAAGAAUCAUUGGGUUAUCACUUUAGAAUGGGACUUCUAUAUCUACGGAUGAUGUGGGUCCUCUUCCAUGGAGUCCACCAUGUUUCUACAGUAGCCCAGAACAGACAAACUUAAACGUUGGCUCUGCAUUGGGCGUUUUGUGUUUCAAAUAUUUCGCAGCCACUAGUAGUUUCUCCUUCAUUCUGGAAUAGCAGCAGCAGCUACACAGAGAGCUGCCACUAAAUCCUACACACUGCUCCUUUUAAGUUUCUGACCAGAUAGACAGACUUGCUCUUUCUCUAAGCUGGCCGGCUGUAGCUUCAUAUUUAAAGCACAGACAUUAGAAGUGGUGUCAACCUAGCUCUAAAAUGUCAAACAAUUGUUUCAGAUAUCUCACACCAGUACAGUCUUGCAGUCGGGGCCUCGAGGCCUUGUAUAAAGCACCGUGCAGACAGUGCACUGAUCACACACCAGCUAUGUAAGCUGAAUGUAAUUUGACUUUUUUUUUUUUUUUUUUUUUUUUAAACUUUGACCCGCUAUGUCCUCAAAGGAAAUCCCUUCAUUGAUCAUGUCCUCACGUCUGUCUUCAUUAUUGAUCUCAAACUGUUGGCUUGAGUCUUUUGUGUUUUCUCUGCUAGGUAGUUAAUUGAAUGUGUCCAUCAAACAAAGAGGUCCUACUGUACGUCUUGCUGGAAUGUCAAAUACAAUUUGUCCUGGGUUUCUAGCCCAGUAAGGGAAUGUAGGAUCGGAAAACAUAUUUGUCCUUACUUCAACCCAUUAUGCCUUCAAUAUGAAAUUUAAAAUUUAGAUAUGUAUUUGUUUAUAAAAAAAAAUGUAAUUUUAAUAAUCACCAAGCAUGUUCUUUAUAAGGAAUGUUUUCCUGAUGAGUUGAAUUAUCUAUUUUGUUUUAAUGUUUAUGUGCGAACUGCUACGGCCCUCUGAUAUAUUUUAUCUGUUUUGUUAGAAAGAACGCCCAGGGACAGUUUGAAUGACAACAUUUGUUAAGAGUUGAUUCUUGUGAUUACGAUCCGAUGGACAAAACAAACAACUGCGUCUGUUGUGUUGUCAGUUUGUGUGAAACACAGUGCCUUUAUCAUGUUAUCUUCUCGAAAUAUCUUUAUUGAACCAAUCCAUGCUUUUAAUGUUAAAUUUUUAUUUUCCAAGUCAGUCCCGUUGUACUUUUUAGCUGCAGUCAUGCUUGCUCACUUCUGUUCUGAUAGAUCCUCUGCUGUAAAUAUGUACAUUAUCAUUUCAUAUGUGUCUUCAGACCUGCACCACAUGUCCAUGGUGUUUCUGUUUUUCAAAGGUAAACGCCAAGAUGUCACUGUGCUGGUUCCACUUGUACAUUUCUUUUAAAAAGGUACUUCAUAAUAAAGAUGUUGAAUAAACACUUCCUCUCUUUUA
Larimichthys crocea (large yellow croaker) is the source of this 6577-nucleotide messenger RNA. Its product is annotated as axin-1. The coding region runs from base 651 to 3323 and encodes 890 amino acids. The transcript has 15 exons. Lineage: Eukaryota; Metazoa; Chordata; Actinopteri; Sciaenidae. Gene Ontology annotation, cellular component: nucleus; plasma membrane; beta-catenin destruction complex. Gene Ontology annotation, biological process: negative regulation of canonical Wnt signaling pathway; cell development; positive regulation of protein kinase activity. The record is from RefSeq and is a predicted model, not a curated record. Gene Ontology annotation, molecular function: molecular adaptor activity; identical protein binding; beta-catenin binding.